UUCUAAACCUCAGCCAAUCAGUGGCGGAGAAUCCGUCAAAGCAGGAAGUCGUCAUUGCUGGCAGAGCAGUAUAUUCCCGCGAAGAUCGAGACUCAGAGAAGGGAAUUGUAGGUUGUUUUCCCAGUUGAGAGUCCCAUCACCAUGAGCAAGAGGAAGAUACAAGAGGCUCAUUUGCCAAUAGGAGAAUGCGUCACACAGGUUCAAGAGAUUUUAAGGGAGCGGCUUUGCCAUCAGCAGCUCCCUGACAGGCCGGAGGGACUGGAAGCUCAACACAAACACCUCCUGGAGCUGCUGAAGCGGACGGCCAUCCACGGGGAGAGUAACUCGGUGCUAAUUGUCGGCCCCAGAGGAGCAGGCAAAACAAUGCUCCUGAAGUGUGUGCUGAGAGACCUGCUAGAGGAAAAAGAAGCCCAGAAAAACCUGCUACAGGUUCAUCUCAACGGUCUCCUGCAGACUGACGACAGGAUAGCGCUGAAAGAGAUAACGCGGCAGCUCCACCUAGAAAACGUCGUUGGUGACAAAGUGUUUGGCAGUUUUGCAGAGAAUCUGGCUUUCUUGCUGGAUGCAUUGAAGAAAGGGGAUCGCAGCAGCAGCCGGCCCGUGUUGUUCGUCCUGGAUGAGUUUGACCUUUUCGCCCACCACAAGAACCAGACUCUGCUCUACAACCUGCUGGACGUCUCCCAGUCGGCCCAGGCUCCCGUCGCCGUGGUCGGCAUUACCUGCAGACUGGAUGUUCUGGAGCUGCUGGAGAAGCGGGUGAAGUCUCGGUUCUCCCACCGCCAGAUCCACCUGCUGAGCAACCCGACGUUCACUCAGUACCUGGCGCAGGUCCGGACCCAACUCAGCUUGCCCGCCGACUUCUCCGACAACCAGUUUGCCGAGGACUGGAACGCCAGUGUAAAGACGCUUGUUGAAGACAAAUCAGCGGUGGAUGUUUUACAGAGACACUUCAACUCCACCAAAGACUUCCGUUCGAUGCACAUGCUGCUGAUGUUGUGUCUGAGUCGUGUGUCCGUGGCCAAACCUGCCGUCCAACCCGCGGACCUGCUGGAGGCCAGCAGACUGUGUUUCUCUGACGCCAAGGCCAACAUACUCCACGGUCUGUCCAUCUUGGAGCUGUGCCUGAUCAUCGCCAUGAAACAUCUCAACGACGUCUACGAAGGAGAGCCGUUCAAUCUGCAAAUGGUUCACAACGAGUUUAAGAAGUUCCUCCAGAGGAAGUCAAACUCCAUGUACAACUUUGAGCAGCCUGUCAUCAUGAAGGCCUUCGAGCACCUGCAGCAGCUGGAGCUGAUCCGGCCCCUCGACAGCUCCGCGGCCAGAAUCCAGAGGGAGUACCAGCUGAUGAGACUCAUGGUGGACCACAGUCAGAUCAUGGAGGCCCUGCAGAAAUACCCACAAUGCCCCACUGACAUCAAGCAGUGGGCCAUGUCGGCGUUCAGCUAGGACUGAGA
Messenger RNA from Etheostoma spectabile (orangethroat darter), 1454 nucleotides. RefSeq names its product origin recognition complex, subunit 4 (gene orc4). Gene Ontology annotation, molecular function: ATP hydrolysis activity; DNA replication origin binding. The record is from RefSeq and is a predicted model, not a curated record. Bases 142 to 1446 code for a protein of 434 amino acids. NCBI's taxonomy places the organism in Eukaryota, Metazoa, Chordata, Actinopteri, Perciformes, Percidae. Gene Ontology annotation, cellular component: nuclear origin of replication recognition complex; nucleus. Gene Ontology annotation, biological process: DNA replication; DNA replication initiation. The transcript has 14 exons.